Molecule: messenger RNA, 3483 nt
Organism: Syngnathoides biaculeatus (alligator pipefish)
Lineage: Eukaryota; Metazoa; Chordata; Actinopteri; Syngnathiformes; Syngnathidae
Gene: gart
Product: phosphoribosylglycinamide formyltransferase
Exons: 22
Coding region: 227-3337 (1036 amino acids)
Biological process (GO): 'de novo' IMP biosynthetic process; adenine biosynthetic process
Cellular component (GO): cytosol
Molecular function (GO): metal ion binding; phosphoribosylformylglycinamidine cyclo-ligase activity; ATP binding
Source: RefSeq, a predicted model, not a curated record
GUGUAACUUUGUUGAAACUAUAACGAAUGGCAACUGCAUCGUGUUUUUCAAGCUCGUUCGUUUGCCUCUGGUGAACUUUCUACAACUUGCCUUGCACAUCCUUAUCGUGCACGGGAACCACGUGCUGUGUGAAUGGACAUUCUGGAGGCUGCAAGCAGAGCAGAAGCGUCUACAUCCUGAAUCGGCCUCCGGCUAAUUCCUGCUUUGGGCAAAAUUCUCAGGUGGCAUGGCUGAACGGGUCCUGGUUGUCGGCGGAGGAGGGCGGGAGCAUGCUCUGGCGUGGAAGCUGGCCCAGUCGCCGCACAUCCAGCAAGUCCUGGUGGCACCGGGGAAUGCCGGGACGCUGGACUGCGGCAAAAUCAGCAACUCUGAGGUGUCUGUGAGUAACCACGCCAUUUUGGCUCAGUUCUGUAAGGACCAUCAUGUUGGGCUGGUUGUGGUUGGCCCUGAGGUUCCCCUCGCAGCGGGUAUCGUGGACGACCUCAUGGCAGCGGGAGUGCCAUGUUUUGGCCCGUCUUCCAAAGCCGCCAAGUUAGAGGCCAGCAAGAGCUUUUCUAAGGCCUUCAUGGAGCGCCACGGCAUCCCCACGGCACGCUACGGCUCCUUUACCGACCCCGAGGAGGCUUGCGGCUACAUCCGCUCGGCUGACUUUCCGGCACUGGUCGUGAAAGCCAGCGGCUUGGCGGCAGGGAAAGGAGUUAUUGUGGCGCAGGACUGUGAAGAGGCCUGUCGGGCAGUGAUGGACAUCAUGAAGGACCGAGCGUUUGGCUCUGCAGGGGACACGGUUGUAGUUGAGGAGCUUCUAGAAGGAGAGGAAGUAUCUUGUCUGUGCUUCAGUGACGGCUCUUGGGUGUCGCCGAUGCCUCCGGCACAGGAUCAUAAACGUCUGCAAGAUGGCGAUCGAGGACCAAACACGGGCGGCAUGGGUGCCUACUGUCCCACUCCUCAGGUGAGCCAGGAGUUGCUGGAGCAGAUCCGAGAGCUGGUGCUUCAGAAGACUGUGGAUGGAAUGAAGCUGGAGGGAACUCCCUACGUUGGUGUUCUGUACGCCGGGCUGAUGUUGACCCAGCAGGGAAUCAAAGUUCUGGAGUUCAACUGUCGCUUUGGAGACCCUGAGUGUCAGGUCUUGCUUCCCUUGCUGAAGAGCGACUUGUAUGAAGUCAUCUUGAACACUAUGAACGGGAAGCUGGCCUCCAGCGCCCCCGAGUGGCAUCAGGACAAAUCUGCAGUCACAGUGGUGAUGGCGAGUGCCGGCUAUCCUGGUGCCUACAGCAAGGGCGUGGCGCUCACUGGUCUGUCCCAGGUUGAGGACAUGGGGAUUCAGGUGUUCCACGCAGGUACAGCGCUGAAGGACAAACAAGUCGUUUCCAGCGGCGGCCGUGUCCUGACAGUCACAGCGGUCAGGUCCUCGCUGGAGGCUGCGUUGCAGGCGGCCAAUCAAGGCGUGGCGGCUGUUGGCUUCCCCGGUGCUGUGUUCCGCCGCGACAUUGGCCACAAGGCCAUUGCCCAUUUGAGGCAACACAGAGGCGCCAAUCAUCAGACGUGUGCUGUGACAGGCGCCAUACAUAGCAAUGAUUUGACUGUCUCUGACAGAGGCCUAACCUAUAAAGAGAGUGGCGUGGACAUCGCCGCUGGCAACAAACUUGUAGACGUGAUCAAGCCACUGGCCAGGGCAACUUCCCGUCCAGGAUGUGAUGCAGAGCUGGGAGGUUUUGCUGGACUGUUUGACCUUAAAGCUGCAGGGUUCAUUGACCCGAUCCUGGUAUCUGGAACUGAUGGAGUGGGAACCAAACUAAAGAUUGCCCAGGCAUGUGGGCAGCAUGGCAGCUUGGGUCAGGACCUGGUGGCCAUGUGCGCUAACGACGUGCUGGCUCAGGGAGCCGAGCCGCUCUUCUUCCUGGACUACUUCUCGUGCGGCAACCUGGACGUGGAUGUGGCCGCCGCGGUAGUCGCAGGCAUCGCCAAAGCGUGCGAGCUGGCCCGCUGCGCUCUACUCGGGGGCGAGACGGCAGAAAUGCCCGGCGUCUACGUUCCGGGAGAGUACGACCUCGCCGGGUUCUGCGUGGGGGCGGCGGAGCGGGGAGCCCUGCUGCCUCGGCUGGCGGACAUCGCAGAGGGGGACAUCUUGAUCGGCGUGGCGUCCUCUGGAAUCCAUAGCAAUGGCUUCAGCCUAGUGCGCAAGGUCUUGGAGCGAACGCAUCUCAGCUACUGCUCCCCAGCACCCUUUGGUAAUCCAGGACAGACUGUUGGAGAGGUUUUGCUGACACCGACAAAGAUCUACAGUCGUGUCCUCCUUCCAAUCCUGCGCAGCGGUGCGGUCAAAGCGUGCGCUCACAUCACUGGAGGAGGACUUUUGGAAAACAUCCCUCGGGUCGUGCCCCAGGAGCUGACUGUAGAUUUAGAUGCGUCUCGUUGGAGCAUCCCCUCAGUGUUUUCCUGGCUGCAGAAGGAGGGCGGCCUAAGCGACUGCGAGAUGACCCGCACCUUCAACUGCGGCCUGGGUGCGGUGCUGGUGGUGGCCCCCGCGGACGCUCAGAGGGUCCUGCGGCAGCUGCGAGCCCAAGAGGAGGCCUGGAUUGUGGGCACGCUCGCUCACAAGCCACCUGGUGCGGAGUCUGUGGUGGUCCGUAAUCUCGACCACAGCCUGCUAAACGCUGGUCCAGCCUCCAAAAAUGGCAGUUGCCUCUCUGAUAGCAGCAUUCCUCACAAAAGGACCAAAGUUGGGGUUCUCAUCUCAGGCACAGGGACCAACCUCCAAGCGCUCAUCGAGCAAGCCAAGCGUCCGUCGAGCUGCGCGGAGAUCGUAGUGGUCAUCUCCAACAAGCCUGGAGUUCAGGGCCUCAAGAGGGCUGCACUGGCUGGCAUCCAGACACGGGUGGUGGACCACAAACUGUACGGAAGCCGAGCAGAAUUUGACAGCACCAUCGACCGCGUGCUGGAAGAAUUUGGGGUGGAACUGGUGUGUCUGGCUGGAUUCAUGCGCAUCCUCACAGGAUCCUUUGUCAACAAAUGGAACAGUAAGCUUUUGAACAUCCAUCCAUCCCUGCUGCCCUCAUUCAAGGGUGUGAAUGCCCAGAAGCAAGCUCUCCAGGCCGGGGUGCGGCUCAGUGGCUGCACAGUCCACUUCGUCGCAGAGGAGGUGGACGCGGGGGCCAUCAUCGUGCAGGAGGCCGUGCCGGUGUUCAGCGGCGACACAGAGGAAAGUCUUGCUGACAGAAUCAAAGAGGCCGAGCACCGGGCCUUCCCUGCCGCUAUGGAGCUGGUCGCCAGCGGAGCUGUCCAGCUGAGUGAAGACGGACGUGUUGUCUGGAGGUCCAAGUUACAGCAGGAGGACUAAGACCGUCAAGUAAAUGUGCAGUGUGACACUGGAGGAAGUUAUACCUUGGUAAGGGGUGUGGGGGUAGACAAUCCAAAUGCACAUGAAUGCUGAAUGCUUGGUGGUUGAAUGAAAGUUACGCACAUUAAAGCAACAUCUCUGCAGGA